Messenger RNA from Candida dubliniensis CD36, 498 nucleotides. RefSeq names its product 60S ribosomal protein uL11 (gene RPL12). Gene Ontology annotation, biological process: translation. Bases 1 to 498 code for a protein of 165 amino acids. The record is from RefSeq and is a predicted model, not a curated record. The transcript has a single exon. Lineage: Eukaryota; Fungi; Ascomycota; Pichiomycetes; Serinales; Debaryomycetaceae. Gene Ontology annotation, molecular function: large ribosomal subunit rRNA binding; structural constituent of ribosome. Gene Ontology annotation, cellular component: ribosome; cytosolic large ribosomal subunit.
AUGCCUCCAAAAUUUGAUCCAAAUGAAGUUAAAUUCCUUUACUUAAGAGCUGUUGGUGGUGAAGUUGGUGCUUCAUCUGCUUUAGCUCCAAAGAUUGGUCCAUUAGGUUUAUCUCCAAAGAAAGUUGGUGAAGAUAUUGCCAAAGCCACCAAAGAAUACAAAGGUAUUAAAGUUACUGUUCAAUUGAGAAUUCAAAACAGACAAGCUACUGCCUCUGUUGUUCCAUCUGCUUCAUCUUUAGUUAUCACUGCUUUGAAAGAACCAGUCAGAGACAGAAAGAAGGAAAAGAACGUUAAACACUCUGGUAACAUUCCAUUGGAUGAAAUCUUUGAAAUUGCCAGAAAAAUGCAACACAAAUCAUUUGGUAAGAACUUGGCAUCUGUCUCCAAGGAAAUCUUGGGUACUGCUCAAUCUGUUGGUUGUAGAGUUGAUGGUAAGAACCCUCAUGACAUCAUUGACGCCAUCAACGCUGGUGAAAUUGAUGUUCCAGAAAACUAA